Molecule: messenger RNA, 870 nt
Organism: Lycium ferocissimum
Lineage: Eukaryota; Viridiplantae; Streptophyta; Magnoliopsida; Solanales; Solanaceae
Exons: 2
Coding region: 1-870 (289 amino acids)
Biological process (GO): DNA integration
Molecular function (GO): nucleic acid binding
Source: RefSeq, a predicted model, not a curated record
AUGGAGAGUGACUAUUGCAAAUAUGUGCAAAAAUGCCAUCAAUGCCAGAUCCACGAUGAUUUAAUUAGAGUACCACCAAGUGAGCUUAACGCUAUGAGCUCACCAUGGCCCUUCGUUGCUUGGGGCAUGGAUGUCAUCGGACCCAUUGAACCCGCAGCCUCAAAUGGCCACCGAUUCAUUUUAGUUGCCAUUGAAUACUUCACCAAAUGGGUGGAAGCAACGUCACACAAGUCGGUGACAAAUAAAGUGGUAGCUGACUUCGUGCGAAGCAACAUCAUAUGUCGGUUUGGUAUGCCUGAGUCCAUCAUAACUGAUAAUGGAGCAAAUCUGAAUAACCAUCUGAUGAAGGAUAUUUGUGAGCAAUUCAAGAUCACUCAUCGGAACUCAACAACCUACCGGCCACAAAUGAAUGGAGCCGUAGAAGGAGCCAACAAGAAUAUCAAGAGGAUAUUGAGGAAAAUGACUGAUAAUUACAAAGUCAUACCUGCCAAAGUUGAGACACCUUCUUUGAGAAUUAUUCAAGAAGCUGAGCUGGAUAAUGCUGAAUGGGUCCGAGCUCGAUACGAGCAGAUGGCUUUAAUCGACGAGAAAAGAAUGGUUGCCGUAUGCCACGAUCAACUAUACCGCCAAAGUAUGGCAAGACCCUUCAACAAACGAGUCAGGGUUCGACUCUUUCAAAUCGAGCAACUGGUGCUCAAAAAGAUUUUCCCACAUCAAGAUGAAUACAAAGGGAAAUUCGCUCCCAACUGGGAAGGUCCUUACAUGGUCCGCAAAGUACUCUUCGGAAAAGCAGUAGUAUUGGCAGAAAUGGACGGACAAGAGUGGCCGAAGCCAAUCAACUCAGACGCAAUCAAGCGCUACUAUGCAUAA